This is a messenger RNA of Peronospora farinosa, 1638 nucleotides long. The record is from the annotation of a GenBank genome assembly. Lineage: Eukaryota; Oomycota; Peronosporomycetes; Peronosporales; Peronosporaceae.
AUGAGCGAGCGCAAGGGCAUCUACUUUGGCGCCAUUGACGCUGGCACCAGUGACAUGGUGCCUAGUAGUGUGCGAAAUAGCGGCGGAGGUUCCGGUAUGGCCAGUAACUUGGAGGCAGCCAUCCGCGCAGGCAACGUGAACGUGUCGGACAACGUGGAGACGGAAGUGCUGGAAUUGUCAGAGAGCAGUCGCGCUGCACAGGAGAAACACGCGCAUUUGUUGCGUCGUAUUGAAGCAGAGAAGCGGGCACGUAAUAUUGUAGUGCCUACAAUUGUAGAAGUAGUGAUUCGACGGCUGCGACAGCUUGGCGAGCCGAUUACGUUGUUUGGAGAACGACCGGCGGAUCGUCGUGAACGAUUGCGCGAGAUUCUGUCUCGACUAGAACUAGAAGCAGAAGAGACGGGCUUUGUGCAUCAGGUGCUAGCGGAUAUUCAACAGCAGGGUUUUGGAGCAGAUGCAGGGGUAGAGAAGACUGCAGGAAAAGGAAAGACUGCGCUUGACAAUGUGACAAAGUUAGAGGAGAACCAGUUAUUCUAUGUGCCUAUUCAAAACGACAGACUUAAGAACGUGCGUGCUGCUAUAUUUUCACACGCUUCGAGGGUGGUAGGGGCACGACUGAAGCGGGAGCGACAGGAGAGGAAUAGGAGUCCGGAAGAACGGGCCCGGACGGUUGACCAUCACGCUGCAGAGCUGUAUACUACGGCACUAAAAAUGGCAAACAUUGCUAGCCAAAAUGGCGAUGUCAGACCAUUGUCUAGUGUGAGGUAUUCAGCUGAUGGUGCUCAUGUGGCCACUGGCUCGUGGAGUAGUCUUGUCAAGAUCUGGGACGCAACGAGUGCUAAUGAGGUGAAAGUCUUUCGUGGGCAUGAAGACCGUAUUACUGGAGUGGCUUGGCACCCGAGCUACACACUUUCUGAGAUGACGGAUGGCGCAGAUUCUGUAUGUCUGUGCAGUGGGUCAGCUGAUGGUACUGCUCGGCUCUGGAGUGCGGCUCGCAAUGAGCCCUUGGCUGUGUUGCGGGGUCACAAGGCGCGACUGGGUAAGGUAGCUUUUCAUCCGCUCGGCAACUACGUUGGUACAACAAGCUUCGAUCACACAUGGCGACUUUGGGACGUUGCCACAGCAAAAGAACUGCUUUUGCAGGAAGGUCACUACAAGGAAGUUUACGCCAUUGCAUUCCAGAAAGAUGGUGCGCUUGUAGCAACAGGAGAUUUGAACGGCAAUGGACGAGUGUGGGACCUACGUUCCGGCAAAGCCAUCUUGCCGCUGCAGGGGCAUUCUAAGCAGAUUUUGUCGAUGGACUUUGCUGCUAACGGUGUGCAGAUUGCAUCGGGUAGUGAUGACCGAAGUGUUCGCAUUUGGGAUUUAAGACAGCAGAAGUGUUCGUACAUGAUCCCUGCCCACAACAACUUGGUGAGCGAUGUCCGCUUCUCGCCUGGAUCGAGUGAGCUAUUGCUGAGUGCGUCAUACGACUCGUCCAUUAAGCUUUGGCGAACGCGUGACUGGAAACUAAUGACUACGUUGCGUGGGCAUGAUGGCAAGGUCAUGUCUGCUGACUUCGGUCCUGACGAGAAGCAUGUUGUGUCCUGUGGCUUCGACCGUACCUUUAAGCUUUGGGCCCACGAGAAUGAGUUCUAA